Penicillium cataractarum is the source of this 1263-nucleotide messenger RNA. RefSeq names its product fatty acid desaturase. The transcript has 3 exons. The coding region runs from base 1 to 1263 and encodes 420 amino acids. Lineage: Eukaryota; Fungi; Ascomycota; Eurotiomycetes; Eurotiales; Aspergillaceae. The record is from RefSeq and is a predicted model, not a curated record. Gene Ontology annotation, biological process: lipid metabolic process.
AUGGAUCCCGCCACAUACGUGGAUCCUGAGCUUACCAUCGCAGAUCAUCUCGUACUCGACACACUCGUUGAUAAGCCAGGCUCAAAAGGGGAAACAGGGACAUCAUCUACACAACAAAAGCCCAGCGAUGAAGAUGUCAUCCAGAAGCUCCAGGAUAUGAACGAUGCAUCGCAUCCUGAUUUCGAUCCUACAAUCUUCCAGUUUUGGGAUACCCCAGUGCUCCGGGCUAAACUGCCUGUGGCUCUCCAGCGCUAUGUCUUGCAGCCCUAUCAGAAGUGGGCCCAAGGAGUUGUGCGCUUUCCCACCGAUGUUGUCAUGUUGACCCAUCUUUUGCUGUAUUUCACUACCAUUGUGCCAAGCGCCAUCUUUUUGUAUUAUCGCUUUUCCUGGUUCCAUGGUGUUUUGCAUUGGGUCAUGCAAUUAUGGUACUGUGGAGCUUUCACCUUGAUGAAGCACCAACACAUUCACAUGAACGGUGUCCUGGCCCCUGGAUACUGGCUCUUCGACGCCCUCUUCCCCUACGUAUUGGACCCGAUGCUCGGGCACACGUGGAAUUCCUAUUACUACCACCACAUAAAACACCAUCACGUCGAGGGCAAUGGUGAGCAGGAUCUGAGCACGACUAUGUUCUAUGAUCGUGACAGUGGAUUCGACUUUGCCUGUUAUGUCGGGCGAUUCUUCUUCUUCAUUUGGAUGGAGCUUCCCCUCUACUUUUGGAGGAAAGGCCAGUUCAAAUAUGCCUGCAGGGCUGCAUUCUGGGAACUCGGCAACUACGCGACCAUCUACUUGCUCUACAACUACGUUAAUGCUCGCGCAACCGUCUUUGUGCUCAUUCUCCCUCUCACAGUCAUGCGCUGUGGCCUGAUGGUGGGAAAUUGGGGCCAGCACGCUUUCGUGGACCCUAUCGACCCUGACUCGGAUUACCGCUCGAGUAUCACCUUGAUUGAUGUUCCGAGCAAUCGAUACUCAUUCAACGAUGGGUACCACACUUCUCACCACUUGAAUCCUCGUCGCCACUGGAGAGAUCACCCUGUGGCAUUCGUCAAGGGCAAAGACCGCUAUGCUGAGGAAAGGGCCUUGGUCUUCCGGAACAUUGACUACAUCUUCAUUACCGUGUAUUUGCUGCGCAAAGACUACACUCACCUUGCAAAGUGCCUGAUUCCGAUGGGUGACCAGGUCAACAUGACUUUGGAGCAACGGGCAGAAAUGCUGCGCGGCAGGACUCGGCGGUUCCCGCAUCCCGAUACCAAGAAACAUCGCUAA